This is a messenger RNA of Aedes aegypti (yellow fever mosquito), 6043 nucleotides long. RefSeq lists its product as uncharacterized. The transcript is spliced from 5 exons. Bases 1174 to 4671 code for a protein of 1165 amino acids. The record is from RefSeq and is a predicted model, not a curated record. NCBI's taxonomy places the organism in Eukaryota, Metazoa, Arthropoda, Insecta, Diptera, Culicidae. Gene Ontology annotation, molecular function: zinc ion binding; protein binding.
CCGCGCGAGUCAUCAUCGGGUCGUCCUCCUGCGAGAGUGUAUUUUUUCUGUUUUGUGGAGCAAGCUGACGAAUCUUUCUGCUGUUGCGUUGUAGAGAAAAUCCUUCGGUGGUGCUUGAAAGCUAGUGUUUCGGGACAAUAAUUCCGUGCAUGGAAUCUGUGCCGCGCAUUACCAGAGUCGUUGGCCACCGUCGCCGUUGGGCGACGACCAAAAAGAAGUGAAAAUCUGGUGGGUUCUCCGGAUUCGCUUCCCAGCCAGCAGUUUGUGUGCAGUGCAAAAGAAAGAUGGUCGACGAAAAUUAAAACGCAUUUUGCUUGCGGACCGCAAUCGGGACAGUGUCCGGACGUGUCGUAAUAAAUGGUGAUUUUCAAAUCGGUUAAUUGCCGCAUUAAUUGGUUAAUGGUUACAUUUUGAAGAAAUUGUGCGAUCAGUGAUUUGAGGGAGAAUUUUUGCGAAAAUAAGGCAUGACUCAUCGGGAAGGAGUUGCCAUGGGAGAACCACAGCCUACCUGGAAACGGCAUUAUUAACAUUAUCCGUUUGAUGAAAUGAAGUGCAUCAAUUUUCGUUUGAUUUGAGUUUUCAAGAAAACAAAAACCUAAUCAGUUAAAUUUGAUUAAAAUAUGUUCUGACGAAGAAAAAAACCCAGUCGUCCUUCAAAAGCUUCACAGACGGCAGCUGUUGAACCCGUGGCCCGUAGAAGGAGGAGGAAAAAAAUUUCACUCGUGUCACUUUUCUUUUUUCUCGCUCGUAAAAUUCGUGUUUGUGCUUCCUCUGGCAGGCAGAAGAGUAGUGUGCGUUUUUCUGGCAAAACCUUGUGAGUGUGCAUCUUGCGGCCCAAAGUAGGCGCCGAGUUGCGCCGCGGCUUAAGAAGACGUGGGAAGAAAAGUCAAAAUAAAGCAAAAUCAAAACACCUUCAUUUCGAACGAGAGAUUAAAAGAAAAAUAUUCGAACGUCGGAGUGUCCGGUUUUGUCUUUGUGUAAAAGAAGGCACUAUUUCAUCAUCUCGUUCCUGCUCUGCUGAAAGCAUCCAUCAUCUAUCACAUCGUGCAAAAAGCUUGGUGCGAUUGUGUGAAUAUUAUUAGUUGAUACAACGCUAACUAAAACCACUUGCUUGGGUUGGUGUUCCGGAUCAGCUGCUAGCCGAUUAGUAGUAGUUGUAGUUGUACGACGUAGAUGUGGAAGAUGUGGAGCCCAUCGUUCGAGAUUAUCGUGGAAACCCUAACCGGGUACGAGUUCGAGGUGACCGUCAGCGAUCGGGACACGGUCGGGUAUAUCAAGUCGAAGAUCCAGAAGUAUGAAGGAAUACCGGCCAACCAGCAGCAUCUGCUGUACAACCACAAGGAGCUGAGUGACACCACGGAGAUGAAGGAUAUUCCCCUCGUCAACGGGUCCCGCCUGAAGCUGGUGCUGCGGAUGAAGGGUGGACCCAUCUCCUCCAAGCGGGUCGUCACUAUUUCCGACUACGAGAAUUGGUUCGACAUGAGCGAUGUGCUAUCAAGGCAAGAUGCAUCCAACUUCAAGGCACCCGGGCUGAAACUGCUGGUCAACAAGAAAAACAUUCACCGGUUAAUCAAGGUUCGCGCUGAAAAGGCAUCGGACAACAUCAAAGGAUCUGUUUCCCGAACCGUCGGCAGUCAAAGUGGGGACGACAUCGACAGCGAAGAAUUGGAACGGGAAACACAGAAAGAACGCGACGAUAAGAUUACAGCUGAGAAAUUGAAUCAAAUCAAAACUAAGAUCAUGAUGAAGAAAAAGAAAUUGGCAAAUUCAAGCUUCCAAACUACGGCUGAUACGGAAAUGGUGUUCAAGGAGGAGAAAGCUCCCAUCGCACGCCCCACCUAUUCGGCUGGUCCGAUCGGUUCGGCAAUUCCCCAUCAUCCGCGUCCUUUAUCCCAUACGGCUUCCAUUGCCACCGCCACUCGGGAGCCGUUCUUGCCACAUAUCAAUUUCCACAAUGCCAUCACCCGGCAGACGGCAACAGAGCUGGAUCGGCAUUCGCAGAUCCGCGAAAAUCUACAGCGUAAUCGUUCCUUCAAGACCAUCAGUGUCAAACAAUUCAACGUAUCCGCCCACGAUAUGACGGUGCACCACGAUUCGAGCAGGCUCGAACGGUCACUGUCAUUUCACUCGAACGGUAUCCUAAAUCGCAUGGAUUCCGAUCCCACCGGUGCUACCGGAGGUCGCAGUGCACACAGUCAAUCUCAGCACCAGCUUUCGUCCGCUUCGCUACACGACAUAAUAGAAUUGCUCAAAUAUACCCCCUCCAAGUUACGGACCAUCUCACACGACGCACUGAACAAGAUGAUUACCAAGAAACCACCUCACCACACCUCGACAAAGUUGUUGGAAAACAGUUCAUUGAAGAAUAUUGAUGAGUUCCUACGGGACUAUGAUGUGACCAUGGCCAACAGAUUGAAAACGUCUGCAGGCUCGACGACGGCUACCGGCGGCGAGUGUUCCAAUCUGCUGACCGAGGGUGCUUACAGCAAGGACGCGUGUUUUGCCUCAGCGGAAAUUGGUUUCGAUAAGGGUCCCACCACGGGUACACUGGACAAAACGUUCCGGACGCUGUAUAAAUCAACCUCAGACGACAACAGUUCGUAUGAACUGCCGAAACUCCUGAUCCGUGAGGACUCCCCGGUAGAAUCGUUUCACAGUUCCUAUCCUCAGUUGGAAACGGUUGCACUGCGAGGUGAAUCCCCGAAAAAUUUCAACUCAAUCACCAAACUGCAGGAUACCGGUCCCGGUGGAGCCCUUGCCGACAGUGCAUCAUCGCUAGCACCGGGAGGAUUGACGAAAGCCAACAAUGAAAAAAGUAAGCUGUCGUCCGGGUCCCUACUGCAACUGUACGAGCAUCCUCCAGCACCGACGGCAGCUGCAACAACAACGGCGGCCAUCGGUAGCGGAAUGGGCAGUGGCAUUUCCAACGGUGGGCCUUGGGCACCGCAUUAUGGUGGUGUAGGAAGCCAUCACCAUCAUCAUUCCGAUCUGGGAAUCAACGAACUGGAACUGAAAUUCAUCAACAAUGAGCUUAUAGAAAAAGCUGUGAGCAACAGUAAUUCCGUAUUCAAACUGCCGGCAGUUUCGAAUCUGGAAAUCAACCACUGGAAUGCUCUAUCGAAUGAUUCAGUGAAUGGUAAGGACAAGGAAGAGGAGCAGGCCUCCAAUCCAAGAACGUCCAACGGCUUCAUUCACAGUGAUUUGUCGAUUUCGUCGGAUGAGGACGACCUGUUUAGCAUUUCUGAUUUGAUCUACAAAAAUCAAGCAAAUAAGUCCAAAUCGAUCGACUUGAAUGAAUUCCGGAAGACGUUCGGUAGCAGUCCAACGCUUUUGAACAAUUUCGGUGGCACCAACACCAAUCUGGCGCCACAGUUAUCGCGACUGGACGCAAUCCCUUCCCAAUAUCGAAGGGGUUAUACCAAUUUGAACGACGCGGGCCUUUCUAGUUCGACGUCUGAGCUAGAGUGUGUUAAUGCUACCACCAAGAAAAAGACUGGAAGCGGUGAUAAUGGAGAACUAUCGCCGCUACUCAAGCAUAGAAACAAUGAUCAUAUUGCCUAUGUUAGAAGUUAUGAAAAUUUGAAUCGCUACAAGGCAUUCUCAACGAAAAACGGGGAUGCCAGUGAUAUCCUCCGUUGUCAACAGGGUGCUGGGCAAUUAUUGCCCGGAAUUAGUAAUUUAGAUAGUAUAGCCGACUCGGAUCUAAACAGUAGUAGUGGUUCCGGAUCGAAUCUGAUCGAUGAUAGCUUUACCGAUUUUGAGUAUAGGUUCUCUAGGCUAAGUUGUUCGGGUGGAAACGGUCAUCAUAGCGGCGGUUGUAGUAGUUCUAAUACCAGUAGCAAUACUCAAAAUAGCAGCAGCAGUAGUAGUAAUCAAAAUAAUUGCCACAACGGUAGCAGUCACCACCGGAUGCCAUCGUUGAAUGACUUGAACCACCGGAAUCGUUUGCUAAACGGUCACCCUCCACCGUUCAAUAGCACGUCGUCGCCAUUUAGUAAUAAUAAUCAUAAGUCCAACCACGCUUCGAACUACUACUUCCCUUCGGACGAGAGCCUUUUUAACAUAGAUUCUUUCUUCGAUGAUUUUGUCGAAAUCGAUACCAGUGAUAUAUUCGACAGUGCCGAGUACAUCAACAUCGGUGCGGGAGCUCGUAGUUCAAGCUCUUCGUCCUCUAAAAUGUUACCAAAAACGAACAAUUCCGGGCUUCUGCUGCCGGACAUCCUCCAACAAGAUGAGCUACUGUUGAAAACACAAUCCGGUUUCACCGAGGCCGACGAUGUUCUAGAUGGUGUAAACGGUGCUCUUCCUUCUUCCCUCCACGCAAUGGAUAACGGUGAUCCACUGAAUCUGAAGGAUCUUCCACCGCUAGUCCGCAUCCCACCACAUCCUUCUGCACUGGACCACCAUCAGCAACAAUCACCUGGACUGGGUGGUGCGGCCAUGCAACACCAUCCUGCCGAGCCGCUCAAAUCGAAAAAGCUUCGGUGCGCGCAAUGCAAUCGCAAACUGGGCGUCAUCAUGAUUAUGAAGUGUCACUGUGAGAAGAUUUUCUGUGCCCAGCAUCGGUACGCCGAAGCGCACAACUGUUCGUAUGAUUUCAAGCUCGAAGGUAAGAAAAUCCUCGAACGCGAAAAUCCACUGAUAGUGGCACAGAAAUUGCCCAAAAUCUAGGCACAUACACAAAUACGGUUUAUUUAGUUUGAGUUGUUUUUUGGACAUACAAAAGUAGAACGACUGACGGGGCACGUCUAAAGAGACGUUAGUCACGGUACAUGUCCUCAAAAGUUAGGUUUUACUGAGUUUUUCUUUUAGGGGAAAUGUGUCAAGCGUUUGGUAGUAGAUAUGUUUUCAAUUUUCCCACUCUAGAUUUAGGUCAAGUUCGAAGUUCUUGACACAUAGCAAAAAAGGCAAAGAAAUACAUUUAUCUUGUUAUAUUUUAGUCUAGACAUCAGAUUGCAUUCGAAGUGCAAUGAAAUUUUCUGUUCAUUAAUGUAGAAGCAUUACAUUACUUUCCAUUAGAUUAUUGCGUUGCGCUUAAAAUGCUGUAAUGUGUGGUACACAAGCCUAGGUGUUAGUUAAAUUAUAUGGGAUUGUCUUAGGUUUGAUACUAGAAACUCUGAUUUUAGUAGACAACUAUUAAUCAUUACGACAUUGAAGGAACGGGUGCACCUUGCUAGGGAGGAUUGAUUUUGCCUUAUAUCAUUAGUGCUACCAAUCGUUUUUAUUUUGUAAAUCUUAGAGCAAUUCUUAUCUGGAUAUCUGUAUAAUCUACUUUCGUAAAAAAAUAUCUUCUUUAAACUUAUUAUUGAAAAGACACGGAUAUAGAGGGGAAAAAAUUCAAAGCUUAAACAUAUUUAGCUAGAUAUCCUAUCUAUCUAUUUCGAAUUCUAUAGAUGAUAUAUUCAAUGUUUAAAACAAACCAUAAAAGUUCGAAAAAUCAAAUCGGAUAAACAAAACCGAGUAAAAUGAAAAAAAUACAUAGAUAUAAUUCUGCUCAUCGGUCCACGGUACGAAAUAAAACAAACCAAAGCAUGAUUUUCAAAAUCAAACCAACCUGAACGCACGAAUUAAUGUGAACUAGUAGUAUGGCCACAACCACAAGGCGAACGCUAAUCAGAAUACAGUCAAUACAGCCGAGAUCAUCAUCUAAGGAAAGAGAAGAGCAUAUUUUUAUCUACAUCCUACAUAUGCGAUAGUAACUUAUUUUCUUUAUUAUUUUACUGGUGGAUUUUCAAGUAGUUUCCAAUUAUACUGGAUAGUAAUUAAAUAAACAAUUCGCGUUAGCAGUAAAUCAUUAAACUACUAUCGUAAUGGUUGCAUAUGUAAUUUGGAUUCUCGAUAUAAUAUUGAUCCCUAAUUGCAUAACACAAUUUACCAUUUAAUCAAACUAUCAUCAUGUAACUGGGGAAGACAAAACAAACCAAUAAAAAAAACUACUAGUAUCGCAAAAUGUAAACGUCUGUUCAGAGCUAAAAUUCUAGAAAUUUAUUCUUGCAAGUGUAAUAAUUUAUUACCUACCUAAACAAGAAAAAGCUACAAAAAA